AUGUUCUUCACUUCUCUCAUACUGGCACAUCUUGUAAUGAAUCUACUGAACCUUCCUUUCAUUAUCAUUGCAUUAGCUGCUGGUGAGUGGAUCUUUGGUAGUACAGAUGAGGAAAAAAGGGGGACAUGUUACUUCAAAGAUUUUAUUUUUUGGUGGAUGGUAGUAGUCAUGUUAACAACACUAGCUGCUAUAUCAUUUGAUCGGUUUCUUUUUAUCGUCAAACCACAUCUUCACAAGCAGUUCAUGAGACCCUGGGUAGCACUGACCCUCACCAUUGCUAUCUGGAUACUGUCUGCUGUAUUGAGCAUUGUUCAUCUCUUUGGGUUUCACUCGUAUACUGAUAUUUGUCUUCCAUCAACUACUGGCAUUGGCUUCAGUGUCUAUGCCAUUCUUUUAUCAGCUAUUGUACUUGGGAUAAUAUUCGUCACUUCUCUUUGGACCUUUUGUUUCACUAGAAGGUUCUUCAAAGAUCAGUCAGUGAUAGCAGGAGAGAGUGUUUAUAUCUCAAAAAAGAAGAGACUCUUUGGAAUAUUUGGAAGCAUGUUACUCAUCUAUGGGAUAUGCUUUGUACCUGCUGUCCUCUACUUCCUGCUUCGUCUGUUUAUUGAUGUACCAAUAUGGUUUAUCAUUGUGGCUAUCAUUUGCUUCCACUUCAUUACAGUCAUCAAUCCUGUUAUGCAGUCAUACUUCAGGCCUGAAAUUAAAAGUGUUAUUUUCACAUGUUGUCCACUUCAUAUUUGUGUAUGCUGCUAA
Amphimedon queenslandica is the source of this 753-nucleotide messenger RNA. RefSeq names its product probable G-protein coupled receptor 63. Gene Ontology annotation, molecular function: G protein-coupled receptor activity. Lineage: Eukaryota; Metazoa; Porifera; Demospongiae; Haplosclerida; Niphatidae. Gene Ontology annotation, cellular component: membrane. The record is from RefSeq and is a predicted model, not a curated record. Gene Ontology annotation, biological process: G protein-coupled receptor signaling pathway. The transcript has a single exon. The coding region runs from base 1 to 753 and encodes 250 amino acids.